Messenger RNA from Ornithodoros turicata, 2864 nucleotides. RefSeq names its product actin-binding LIM protein 3-like (gene Unc-115a). Gene Ontology annotation, cellular component: actin cytoskeleton. Lineage: Eukaryota; Metazoa; Arthropoda; Arachnida; Ixodida; Argasidae. Gene Ontology annotation, molecular function: actin filament binding. The transcript has 20 exons. Gene Ontology annotation, biological process: lamellipodium assembly; cytoskeleton organization. The record is from RefSeq and is a predicted model, not a curated record. Bases 218 to 2317 code for a protein of 699 amino acids.
ACCAAUGACAAGUGGAAUCGUCCGUGUAUUAGCAGCCACCACCACCGCUGUUUUGGUGCGUGCCGUGUGCCGGUAUAACUAUAGCGUGCCCUUGAGUUCAUAAUCGUUUGUGGUACGUUGGUACUACUAGGUGCCACCUUUCAGGAACGCGUGCCGCCCACUCUAGUACAGCGUUUCCGGCUUUCAUCCAAAAAAUCAACUAGCGCCGGGAAGAGAUAUGGGAAAAGUUCACUGUGAGCUGUGCAAAAAAAAAUGCUCCGGAAAUGCCUUGCGUGUUCAAGACCGCUACUUCCAUAUUGACUGCUUCACGUGUGCAGUGUGUACCAAUUCAUUGGCACAAGGGGGAUUUUUCUUCAAAGACGGCAAGUACUACUGCACUGUGGACUACCAGAAGAUGUUUGGCACCAAAUGUGCAGGAUGUGGUGACUUUGUGGAGGGUGAAGUGGUCACCGCUCUUGGCAACACCUACCACCAAAAGUGCUUUGUCUGUGCACGUUGCCGGCAAGAGUUUCCAGCCGGAGGAAAAGUGACUUAUACAGGAAAUGAGUGCCUUUGUUCGAAAUGCAUCCAGAUACCAGUGGUGACGCAGGAAUCUCACGAUGAGUCACCACUAAAUGGUUCCAUCAAAUGUGGUGGCUGCCAGGAAGAACUGAGGGAUCGACAGGCCCUUAUUGCACUGGAUAGACAAUGGCACAUUUGGUGCUUUAGGUGUACGUCCUGCAAUGCAGUUCUCCACGGUGAAUACAUGGAAAAGGACCAGCAACCUUAUUGUGAGAAGGAUUAUCAGAAGCUGUUUGGAGUCAAGUGUGCACACUGCGACAGAUAUAUUUCUGGCAAGGUCUUGAAGGCUGGAGAUAGCCACAGAUUCCAUCCUACCUGUGCCCGCUGUUCCAAAUGUGGAAACCCAUUCGGAGGAGGAGAGGAGAUGUACAAGCAAGGUGGUGCAUUUUGGCAUCCCCAUUGCGGACCGGAUGGAAAGCUCCAGGAUGGAGAACUAGUGGAUGACUCUAAAAUGGAUGGAGAAGAGCCGUAUAACCGAUCAUCAAGUCCCGCAAGUUUCUUGGAGCCUUUGAUCAGUGAUUUGAGCCGUGUGUGUGCCUACAGCUACCUGACUGCUGAACCGACCCAGGGAUACCUCCGAAGACCCCUUGAGCCCCAUCCACCAAAGUCUCCCCAAUUUCAUCGCCCGCCCGAUGGUCAUAAGAAGAUAGUAACAAAACAGCACAGUAAACAAGGAAUGCAAGUUCUGGUUGACACUAUGCAAUGGAAUGCUCCUCGGCCACGGUCUCCACACAUGAACAAUGAAGAGCCUAUUGAGUUGGCUCACUUCCCGGGUGCCCGGCCGCCCAAACCUACAGAGAUACCCAAGAUUGAGCGAGAUGACUUCCCGGCCCCUCCAUUCCCAUACACUGACCCUGAACGUAGGCGGCGCUGGAGUGGCAGUUCAAAAGACUAUGAAAUUGAGGAUGAGGAUGAGUUGGAUGAGCCAGUGGACCAAGAUCCCCAGCUGAAAAAAGAGGAAGAGGAACUAUCCAAGAUUGCCACAGGCAUUGGGAAGGUGUUCCUGAAAACAGUGAAAGAACGAGAGAAAGUUCGUGCCUGGAAGAUGAACCAUGUGGAUCCUCGAAACGCCUCCAGGACUCCAUCCGCAAACAAGGAACCUGCCUACCGGCUGCGAUAUGACAACCCUGUCAAUGCUUCCCCAUCGAGAGAUAUCGAUCGUCCGAGACCUUGGGAAGAGGAGGAGUUUGACCGGGGAUCGGGCUACCGUUCCUCAAUGGGGAGGUCUGUUGGAACUACACCCAGCUAUAAUGUUGUGUCAUCCUUACGUAUGGUACCGAAACCUGGUUAUGGCCUGGCCACCAAAUCUGCAACACUUCCUGUAGGUGGUCGGGACUUUAUGACUCAAGAUCUCUCCUUCAGCAAGCUCGAAAGCUCCGAUUUGAGUUGCGGAAAAUCUGACAUUUCUGGCACCUCUGAUCAUGAGAGAUCUGCAAUGAACCACAGUAUGAGUGGAAUGUUUCGAUCGACUCCCUUUUCGGAUGGUGGCUUUCGGCACGCGUCAUAUAGCCCUCACAUGCGACGUUCCAUGCCAAAUGUCAACUGGAACAUGUCAACUGAUCCCCCUAAGUCUUAUCCGUACCACCUUCUGAUGACCUCAAACUACCGACUGCCACCAGAUGUUGACAGGUUCCAUUUAGAGCGCCAUCUGUCCAACAAAGAAUUCCAGGCCCUAUUCCACAUGACACGCCUCGACUUCUACCGCCUUCCAGAAUGGAAACGCAAUGACCUCAAGCGGCGUGCCAAACUCUUUUAAGGAGUUGACUACAAAUGGCGUGCCACCCUGGAUACUAGAUAGGAGUAAAAUUGGGACCAGGUGGCUUUCUCUGUCGGCGCUUUUUGAUGGGACUAUACAAUCAUUGCACGUAUAAUAUAUAUAUCCCACUUGCUUAGUAGUGUCUGUGAUCUCUUAGCAGCUAUUUUGCCUCACUUCCCCGAGGUGCUUUUCUCAACCUAUCCGCACGGCAAGAUGAUAAUAAAAUGUGUCCUCAUGUGGAGCAGUUCCAAAACACGCCCUUUUGCUGAUCCUAGUGGCUCUCCAGUGUCUCAAAACAAAUUACAUUGUGUUGUACAGUCUCAUGGGCAGUAAGCAGUUUAAGUGUUUUUGGUUCAGUAUAGUAAGGACCUUGUAUUUACGAAGCAUUUAAAAAGAGACCCCUGGCUUAAUAACAUGCCCAAGAUGUAUUUUCUAAAGAUAUUCUAUUCUAGGCUGUUGGAUACACAAGGCAAUGCAUUACAGUCUGGUGACCAAAGUGGCUUCUGUAGCGAUAGUUUUUCUAGAAAUAAAAGUUGCUUGCAGUGCA